AUGGCUGAUACAUGGCCAAGCUCAUCCGUAUCGCUGCCUAUUGUAGCUCUUCUAAUAUGGAUUGCGUACAUUUUUGGGCUUGCGAUUUACCGUGUCUAUCUCAGUCCCAUCGCCAACUUUCCAGGCCCAAAGCUUGCGGCGCUCACCUACUGGUACGAGUUCUAUCACGAAGUCAUUCUGAGAGGCCAAUAUACGUUCCGCAUAAAUGACUGGCAUGACAAAUAUGGGCCGAUCAUCCGGGUUACGCCAGAUGAACUGCACAUUAGAGACAGCGAUCACUGGGAUGAGCUUUACGGAAAUAACCCGAAGGCCGACAAGUACGAGCGCUUCGCAAUCAAGUUCGGUAACAACAGCUCGAUGUUUACAACUUCCAAUGCUGCCCUCCAUCGCAUCCGUCGUGCUGCACUGAGCCCAAUGUUCUCGAAACGGCAAAUCACCAAUCUCCUGCCGGUAAUUCAGCAAAAGGUAGAUCUGGUGUGCAGUCGACUCUCAGAGUAUGUGGAAACAGGCGAAGUUCUCGCUAUCAGCAACAUAUGGGCUGCUUUUGCUGCCGAUGUAAUCACCGAGUACGCGUUCAGUCUCUGCUACGAUCAGCUGAAGUCGCCGGGCUGCGCGGAGAACUUCCGCGACGCCUUCCUAGCUAUGAGCGAAUUUGGUCAUCUAGCAGUCCAGUUUCCGUGGAUCAUGAAAGUUGUGAAAUCACUACCGGAUAGCAUCAGUGAGAGAAUGAACCCGCCGCUCAGCAGGAUUCUGAAAUUUCAACGAGACUUGAGAGUUAUGCUUUCUCGCAUUGCCAGUGGAGAUUCUCAGAGGCCGAAGAAUUCAGGCCAUCCCACCAUCUUUGAGGAAGUGCUUCGAAGCAAUUUGCCACGCCAGGAGAAGUCGUUCCAUCGUCUCGGAGAGGAAGCGCAACUAGUCGUGGGGGCUGCAGUGAUGACUACUGCCGGAGCCAUGAGUAUAGCGAGCUUCCACAUCAUCGACCAGCCGCGAAUCUACGAGAAGUUGCGGGAGGAGCUCCGCGAAGCUUUCUCUGACCCUUCGGCUCCCAUUGGCUUGCUGCAAUUAGAACGAUUACCCUACCUCAGGGGCUGUGUCCAAGAAGGGAUCAGAUUAUCUUACGGCCUUUCCUCCCGCCAACCCAGAAUCAGCGACACGCCAACAAGAUACAAAGAUUGGGUGAUACCUGCUCACGCGCCAGUCGGAAUGAAUAUUAUCGAUGUCCACCACGACGAGGAACUGUAUCCAGACUCGCAUUCUUUCAUUCCAGAGCGAUGGCUGGGCAACCCCAAGGCCCCCAAUGGCUCGCCCCUCGAUCGAUACUUCGUCGCUUUUGGCAAGGGACCCAGAUCAUGCCUUGGGAUCAACAUGGCUUACGCUGAGCUUUACUUGGGCCUGGGGACCGUCUUCCGCCGUUUCGCUUUCGAGUUGUAUGAGACUGAUGUUACUGAUGUUGAACUCGCGCAUGACUUUACGUUACCAAGCCCAAGGUUGGAUUCAAAAGGUGUACGCGUGAGGGUAAAGCCAUUUGAUAUCUAA
Molecule: messenger RNA, 1536 nt
Organism: Coniosporium apollinis CBS 100218
Lineage: Eukaryota; Fungi; Ascomycota; Dothideomycetes
Exons: 6
Coding region: 1-1536 (511 amino acids)
Molecular function (GO): oxidoreductase activity, acting on paired donors, with incorporation or reduction of molecular oxygen; iron ion binding; heme binding
Source: RefSeq, a predicted model, not a curated record